Molecule: messenger RNA, 3837 nt
Organism: Paramisgurnus dabryanus
Lineage: Eukaryota; Metazoa; Chordata; Actinopteri; Cypriniformes; Cobitidae
Source: RefSeq, a predicted model, not a curated record
CAUGCAGUCCUGUUCCAUGUUUUAUGUUUAACAAUGGGACUCUGACGUAAGCACGUAGGCACGUAAGAGGGAAAUAUAAAGCUAUGCCUGUAUGAUUGCGGGAAGCAUGUGUUUGAGUAAACAGCACGUUUGAUAACAACGUCUCCUGUGUCAGUAAUCUUUAAUCAGAGAAGAAGAUGUUACAACUUGGCGACGAGCGAUAAACAGAUCUGAACCCAAAGACAUAGCAAAGCUGGUUGGAUCACACGGACCGCAAAAAUGACGACUCUCCCACAUUUUCCGAUGUUCGAUUUCCACAACGAACCCAGCUCAGUCGGCUCGCGAUGGAAAAAAUGGCAGAGUCGAUUCGACAACUACCUACAAGCGUUCAACAUAGAAGACGAUAAACAAAAAAGAGCACUGUUACUACAUCAUGCGGGACCCGAGGUUUUCGACAUUUUUGACACGCUGCCAGAAACAGGAGAAGACUACGCUACUGCGGUGAGAAAGCUAGACGCUUAUUUCUGUCCUAAAGCCAAUCCAGAAUAUGAAACAUAUCUAUUCAGACAAGCAAAACAACACGGAGAUGAAACGUUAGAUGCAUAUCACACCAGAUUGAGACAGAUGGCAACAAAAUGCGAGUUUGUGAAUGUGGACAGAGAAAUCAAGUCACAAAUAAUUCUAAGCUGCAGUUCAUCGCGUCUCCGCAAGAUGGCACUACGUGACAGCACAAUGACGCUUCAACAACUACUAGACGCAGGGAGAGCUCAAGAAACAGCAGAUAAACAAGCAGCUGGCAUAGAAGAGAUACAUGCUUCCAAAUCAUUCGUAACACAUGCAAUUAGUAAAACAACUUUUAACAAACACAAGCAGAGAAAUUAUAAGACAAAGACUCUGUUUGAAAACAAGACAUGCAACAAUUGUGGAGGACACUUUCCACAUGAAGGUGGACAGAAAAACUGCCCAGCAAGAGGAAAAAUCUGCAAAGGCUGUGGAAAGCUAAAUCAUUUUCAAAAAUGCUGCAAGUCAACACGCUACACCACCAAUAACCCAAAUCCAUCUAAGCACAAAUUUCAAAAGGUAAACGCUAUGCAUACAGAUGAGACGACACACAAAACAGGCACCACAGCAUCAACAAGUUCAGAUGAAGACUAUGUAUAUGUCAUACACACAGUUCAACAUUCACAACAACCUCAGUCACAAAUAGAGAUCGCAGGAGUGCCAGUAAAGGUCAUCAUUGAUUCCGGCGCAAGCGUAAAUAUAGUUGAUGCCACUGCAUAUCACAAACUAAAACGCAACAUAACAAUAAAUGCAUCUGAUGCAAAGAUUUUUGCAUAUGGCUCUUCCACCCCACUUCCACUAAAAGGAAAAUUUCAAGCCAAAAUUAACUCCAACAACAAAGACACAGUAGCCACAUUCUACGUAAUUGAAGGUCAAUCCGGUUCUCUGCUGAGUUACAGCACUGCGACAGAACUUGGAAUUCUUAAAGUAAUCAGCACAGUGUCUAAUCAACCAGCUGAAAUUCCCACUGUAAAUCAACUACUAAAUGAGUACGAAGACCUUUUUCAAGGCAUUGGAAAGCUGAAAGACCUUCAAGUAAAAUUACACAUAGAUGAGUCUGUAAAGCCAGUCGUGCAACCGCACAGACGAAUUCCGUUCCAUAUCAGAAAGACAGUGGAACAUGAACUUGAAAAGCUUGAAAAACAAGGCAUCAUCGAAAAGGUCAGUGGUCCAACGCCCUGGGUAUCACCCAUAGUUGUGACACCGAAACCCAAAAAUCCUGACAGUGUGCGCUUAUGCGUGGACAUGCGACUGCCCAAUCGCGCCAUUCAAAGAGAACGUCAUAUCACCCCGACAGUGGGUGAUCUGAUCCAUGAUCUAAAUGGAGCUGUAUGUUUCACAAAACUGGAUUUGAAUGCUGGAUAUCAUCAGCUCGAAUUACAUCCAGACUCUAGAUACAUAACAACAUUUACAACUCAUGUAGGGCUCUGGAGGUACACUCGUUUGAAUUUUGGUAUUAGUUCAGCUGCCGAGGUGUUCCAAAAUACAAUUCAGCAAGUCCUGCACGGCAUCCCAAAUGUCAGAAACAUGAGUGACGACAUCAUAGUCUAUGGAAAAACACAGGAUGAACACAACGCCAGUCUGCAAGCCGUAUUCAACAGACUCAGAGAGAAAAACCUCACCCUCAACAAAGACAAAUGUGAGUACAGCAAGAACAAAUUAGACUUCUUCGGAUAUGUGUUCUCAGAUAAAGGAAUUUCUGCAGAUCCGGAAAAGAUAAAAGCCAUCGAGAAUCUUUCAGCCCCACAGAACGUGUCUGAACUGCGCAGUCUGCUUGGAAUGACCACAUACUGUUCACGUUUCAUUCAGGACUACGCAACGACCACACAACCACUGCGUGAACUCACUCGUAAAGAUCACACUUGGAACUGGGGACCAGAACAACAAGCAGCACUCGAAAAGCUGAAAUCUCAACUUAUCCAGAAUGCUACAAUGUCAUACUUUGAUCCACAGAAGACAUCAACACUUCUCGUUGAUGCAAGCCCAGUUGGUCUUGGGGCGAUAUUAAGUCAGCCGAACACAGACAGUUCCAGUGACAAAAUAAUUGCGUAUGCCAGCAGAGCGCUUACUUCUGUAGAACAACGCUAUUCACAAACAGAAAGGGAAGCUCUAGCAAUAGUCUGGGCAUGCGAACACUUCCACUUAUAUCUGUAUGGUUCACACUUCACGGUCAUCACAGACCAUAAACCACUGGAGCUUAUUUUCAAUAACCCCCGAGCAUCUCCACCAGCCAGGCUUGAACGCUGGAGGCUGAGAUUGCAACAAUACACAUUCACAGUCCAGUACAGAGCAGGAAAAAGCAACCCUGCUGACUACAUGUCGAGACAUCCUGUGGACGGACAACACACAGAAAACUGUUCAGAAAGAGCAGAAAGCUACAUCAAUUUUAUAAUUGACAACACAGUUCCAAAAGCAAUGACCCUAGAUGAAGUACGACACGAAACUGGAAAAGACCCUGUCCUACAGACAGUGAUAAAAGAACUAAAAGGAAAAGCCUGGACACAUUUGAAGCAGUCCAUGUCAGACGUGGAAAACGCAAAGCUAAAAGCCUUUUAUAAACUGAGAAAUGAGCUCACAGUUAAUGCAUCACAGGACAUUGUCCUCAGGGGAAACAGACUUACCUUGCCUACCUCUCUAUACCAAAAAGCCAUUCAACUUGCACAUGUGGGACAUAUGGGGAUCGUGAAGACCAAACAGCUGAUAAGAGAAAAAGUAUGGUUCCCUUUCAAAGUGGAGAAAGCGGUGCAAGGAUGUAUUCCAUGUCAAGCAGCCACACUCCAACAUCAUACAGAACCCCUUAAAAUGACCAACCUGCCAGAAGAACCGUGGUUGGAAGUCUCAGUGGAUUUUACUGGCCCUUUUCCAUCUGGUGAGUACCUGCUGGUAGUAGUUGAUGAUCACUCCAGAUAUCCAGAAGUGGAGAUAGUCAAGUCUACAGCAGCCAGUGCCGUAAUUCCCAAACUGGACAAGAUAUUCUCAACUUUUGGCAUACCCAAAAUAGUCAAAACUGACAAUGGCCCACUAUUCAACAGUCACAGUUUUGCGGAUUUCAGCUCGUAUCUUGGGUUCAAACAUAGAAAAGUAACCCCGUACUGGCCCAAAGCAAACGGAGAAGCCGAGAGGUUUAUGCGAACACUCAAAAAGACUGUCAUGACCACAAAUGCAGAAGCUGAGCAGAAUGAAACCUCUGAUGAGGAAGAUAACAUCAAAGCACCAAGUCCAGAUGAGUUCCAGGACAAUGUGCCACAAAGCACACAGGACAUAAACACUGAUCAGAGACACUCUGAACCAUGGUAA